AUGUACCGCCGACGCGCGCUCGCCUUCGCCCGGCGCCGCCGCCGCUGGCUCCUCUGGGCGGGUGCCGCCGCGGGGUGCUACCUGAUCUACCGCCACCCGGCCGUGGCAGCGCGGCGCCGCCGCCUCGCGCGCCUCGCCUCCGCGCUGGCCUCCCUCGCGGACGCCGCCGCCGCCGUGGCGUCCGACCUCGCGGCCUUCCUCCGCUCCGACUCCGACGCGGUCCCGCAGAGCCUCAAGCAGGUCUCCAAGCUCGCCGCCUCGCCCGAGGCGUCCGCGUCCGCGUCGGCGCUGUCCGGGGCCCUCGCCGCCGGCGUGCUACGCGGAUACUACGCCGCCGCGCCGGGGUCCGGAGCCGCCCCCGGAACCGAAGUCUCGCUCUCGGACCGCGUGCUGGACAGGGUGCUCUCCCCCGACGGGGAGCGCCUCGCUUCCGCCGUCGCCGGCAGCUUCGGGCGCCACCUCGUGCUCGCCUUCUACUCGGCCCCGCCCCAGCCUUCCGCGACGGACGCCUCGCCGGCGAGCUGGGUCGAUGCCCUUACCACACCGAGGGGCCAGAGGGCGAUCCGCAGCUGGGUCGAGGUCUUCACGGCCACCGCCGUCGGCGUCUUCAUAGACAAGACCAUCCACAUCAACACCUACGAUCAACUAUUCGCUGCCGCCACCAACCCUAACUACGGCGCCAGGCUGCAAGAGCUUUUUGUAGCACUCUGCAGCACCUCCGUCGAGACACUGGUCAAGACCUCACAUGGCGUCCUGUCCAGUACCAGUGGAAAUGCCAGUGGCACUGGCAGCUCUGGUUCCGGCAUCAAUGGUGGGGCUGGUGAAGGGUGGGUGGAGACAGUGUCAAGUGUGCUGGUGGUGCCAAGCAACCGCAAACUUGUUCUGGAUUUGACGGGCGCGGCGACAUUCGAGGCAGUGCGGUCGUUCCUGGAGUUUGUGCUGUGGAAACUGAACGCUGGUGCAAGAGCUGGAGGUGAUGCCACAAUUGGGGCUGGAUUGCGUGCUUUGAGGCAUAUGAGUGAUAGGUCCAUGGUAAUUGCCACGGUUUGCAUAGCAUUAUGCCUGCAUGUCUUGAAUAGCACUUGGCUCUUGGUUCCGUCUUGA
Molecule: messenger RNA, 1104 nt
Organism: Miscanthus lutarioriparius
Lineage: Eukaryota; Viridiplantae; Streptophyta; Magnoliopsida; Poales; Poaceae
Source: the annotation of a GenBank genome assembly